AUGAACAGCACAGUCGUCGACAGAGGGGCCAUUUACGAUGCAGCUCCGCCACCAGAGCCUCCAUUGCCCCAAUCUGUACCUGCGCCCCCGCAUUUUCACCGUCACACUUUGAAGGAUCAGUGGCAAGAUCCGAGCGAGGCAGAAACUGAAUCCGUGGAAACCAACCGGCAGAUCUUUCUGGACGCUGUGAAAACGGCGAGGGUGAGGACUGACUGGACGAGGAAGGAGGUUGCUGCGAUUUACUACCAGCCCUUGCUUGAGCUGGCUCACCAGGCUGGAAUUGUUCAUCGCCGAUUCCAUGCGCCUGGGGAAGUCCAAUUAUGCACCCUCAUGAACAUCAAAGAAGGCGGUUGCACUGAAGACUGUUCAUACUGCGCCCAGUCGAAACGAUACCAAAAGGGAACCGGCCUGGUCGCCAAGAGGGUGGAAUCCGUCGAGUCUGUGCUUGAGGCCGCACGCAAGGCCAAGGAAAACGGGAGCACACGGUUCUGCAUGGGCGCCGCAUGGCGGGACAUGAAAGGCCGCAAGAACAGCCUCAAGAACGUCACCGAGAUGGUCAAGGGCGUCCGCGCCCUGGGCAUGGAGGCCUGUGUCACCCUUGGCAUGAUCGACGCCGAGCAGGCUAAGCAGCUGAAGGAGGCCGGGCUGACGGCGUAUAAUCACAACCUCGACACCAGCCGCGAGUUCUACCCUAGCAUCAUCUCGACGAGGAGCUUCGACGAGAGGCUGCAGACGCUCGCACACGUCCGUGACGCCGGAAUUAAUGUCUGCUCCGGCGGCAUCCUCGGCCUCGGCGAGUCCGCCAUGGACCGCAUCGGGCUGCUGCAAACAGCGGCGACGCUUCCAGCACACCCAGAGAGUUUCCCAGUGAAUGCGCUGGUGCCCAUCAAGGGCACGCCUUUGGGCGAUCGCGAGCAGAUUGCCUUUACGAGCAUGCUGAGGACCAUUGCAACGGCGAGGAUCGUCAUGCCUGCUACGAUUAUCCGCAUCGCCGCGGGCCGCAAGACCAUGUCUGAAGAGAGGCAAGUAUUGUGCUUUAUGGCGGGGGCCAACGCCAUCUUCACCGGCGAGAAGAUGCUUACGACAGAUUGUAACGGAUGGGAUGAAGACGAGAUAAUGUUUGGAAAAUGGGGAUUGAGGCCCAUGAAGAGCUUUGCCAAGGAGGACUCGGUUGCUCACGAACAUGCGUGA
This is a messenger RNA of Cryphonectria parasitica EP155, 1191 nucleotides long. RefSeq names its product biotin synthase. Gene Ontology annotation, cellular component: mitochondrion. NCBI's taxonomy places the organism in Eukaryota, Fungi, Ascomycota, Sordariomycetes, Diaporthales, Cryphonectriaceae. Gene Ontology annotation, biological process: biotin biosynthetic process. Gene Ontology annotation, molecular function: 2 iron, 2 sulfur cluster binding; biotin synthase activity. The transcript is spliced from 2 exons. The record is from RefSeq and is a predicted model, not a curated record. The coding region runs from base 1 to 1191 and encodes 396 amino acids.